Miniopterus natalensis is the source of this 635-nucleotide messenger RNA. NCBI's taxonomy places the organism in Eukaryota, Metazoa, Chordata, Mammalia, Chiroptera, Miniopteridae. The record is from RefSeq and is a predicted model, not a curated record.
AUGGCUAAACGCACCAAGAAGGUGGGAAUCGUCGGUAAAUAUGGGACAUGUUAUCGUGCCUCCCUCCAGAAAAUGGUGAAGAAAACUGAAAUCAGCCAACAUGCCAAGUAUGCUUGCUCCUUCUGUGGCAAAACCAAGAUGAAAAGACGAGCUGUGGGGAUCUGGCACUCUGGUUCCUGCAUGAAAACAGUAGCUGGUGGUGCCUGGACCUACAACACCACUUCUGCUGUCACAGUAAAGUCUGCCAUCAGAAGACUGAAGGAAUUGAAAGACUAGUAUAAGUUCCACACUUUGAAACAUUGCUAGCCUAUAAUAAGUGGGUUUAUAUAACAAAAAAUAAAAAUAAACAGACAACAUAAUUCUAAUGUUUAUGUGCAAAGGCAAAAAAGUAAAAUAGCCAAAAUAAUUUUGAAAAAUAAAGUUGCAGGAGUCACGGUACCCAAUUUUAAGACCUACUAUAAAGUUACAAUAUCCAAGGCAGUAUAGAAUUGGUGAAGGGAAAGGACACAUCAACAAAAUAGAAAAAGAAAGUACUACAGAAACAGACGCAUACAAAUAUAUCAACUGAUUUUUUAUAAUGGUACAAAGUCAAUUUAAUAGAGAAAAGACAGUCUUUUUAACAAACAGUAUAAAAA